Molecule: messenger RNA, 5494 nt
Organism: Anneissia japonica
Lineage: Eukaryota; Metazoa; Echinodermata; Crinoidea; Comatulida; Comatulidae
Product: transmembrane and coiled-coil domain-containing protein 3-like
Exons: 13
Coding region: 169-2289 (706 amino acids)
Biological process (GO): potassium ion transmembrane transport; proton transmembrane transport
Cellular component (GO): membrane
Molecular function (GO): potassium:proton antiporter activity
Source: RefSeq, a predicted model, not a curated record
UUUUACGAUGAUUUUCGUGUCUGCCCUUGCUGCUGCUGGCUGGAGGGCCUGUUGUGUAUUAUGCUGUGUGUACUUGGGGUUAGCUACCAUAGUAUUUUAUUAAUUUUUAAAAUAAAUAAAGGAAUGUUGGGUUUUCCUGAAUUAUUCUCUACCUAAAGACCAUUAACGAUGGAUUUGCUAAACCUCAUUGGACAGAUUAUUGUGGUGUUUGCUGUUGUUGAAAGUGUCAAAGUAAAACCGAUCCCGAAAAACUUAGCUAAUCAUGAAUUGAAACUACAUAGAGGGCGCUUGCUCGUAGACAAACACAAAGAUGCAGCAGAACAAAAAGGUUACACAACAUGGCUGAAAGACUCUUGUGUAAAUCUUAUUGGACUUCUCUCAACGAAAGAAAAAGUUAUAAAAAAAUUGAAUGCUGCAAUUGCUGACGUAAGGAUGAAGCAAGGAAUCGAGGAACCAGAGAGAGAAUUUCAAGUGCACACAUUUGAGAUAUUCCAAAAGGAGUUGAACGAGAGCGAAAACUCAAUAUUUAUGGCAAUAAAUUCACUGCGGAGAGACCUGCAGGGUGAUUACAAAGACCUUAUAAAUAUGAAAGAUAGCAGUCUUUUGAGGCUUGAGGCACUAAGGGAGGCUACCCUGAGGGAGGAGCAGGAGUUCAAUGACCUCCUAGCAGCUGAGAAGCACCAGAUUGAAUAUCAAGAACAUUUGAAACACCUUGGCAACGCCUCCUCUCCAUCCAAUCGGAGCAAAGUUGAUUUCAUCCUGGAUGAAAUCCUGGAGGAGGUUGCCAUAGCAGCAGAUAAACUUGAACACCGUAUCGAAGAGCAUGCCUUUGAUCAGUCAAAGCAGGUCCGAGGUGCAUUUAUUGAAGCAGUGGUCAGAUUGGACGAGAAUGGUAAGAAUGUAAACCGUUCGAAAGCACAAGCCAAUCAUCAAGAUGUUAUGAGUCUGUUAGUGGACACUAGUAAUAAUCAGUAUGUUCUGACCAAACCAAAGGACACAACUGUUCCUCAUGAAGACCAUCACUUCAUUCAGGACAUUUUAAUGCUGGUGAUAUUAGCCUUUGCUUGUGGUUGGCUUUGUAACUCUCUUCAUCUGCCUGCAAUGUUUGGCUAUAUCAUGGCAGGGGUUAUUCUGGGCUCAUCAGGCUUUGGAGCCAUUAAGGCUGUUGUUCAGGUAGAAACAUUAAGUGAAUUUGGGGCAUUUUUUAUACUAUUCUGUGUGGGGUUGGAAUUUUCACCAGAAAAGAUAAGGAAGGUAUUACAUGUUGCAGUAUGUGGUAGUUUGUCUAUGACCACCCUAAUGAUUUGCUUUGGCCUGGUGUUCGGUUAUUUUCUUCAUAUUGUCCCACGGCACAGCGUAUUCAUUGCAGCUUGUCUUUCUUUAUCCAGUACACCUCUGGUUGUCAAGUUUUUAGGCUCUGCUCAUAAACAUGGCAAAGCUGAAGCACUGAGAACUAAUUCUGAUAUCGAGGAUCCAGAUUACAGCUCUACAUUGCUAGGCAUCCUAGUGGUACAAGACGUCCAACUUGGACUACUUGUGGCAAUUCUUCCGGCCUUGGCAGGCGCUGAGAAGCCUCUGGAGGCUGGUGGCCACUCUCCUUCUUUUGCCUUGAAUCUGUUCCGUACACUUCUGUUGGUGUUUGAGCUUUUUGCAUCUUUAUGGACAGUGUUAAUGCUUAGUUUUUUCAUUAGUCGAUACUUAGUUUCACCCAUAUUUUACCGACUGAGAGGCGAAGCAAGCAAGGAACUACUUUUACUAGGUGUUGUAUCGCUGGCUUUUGUCAUGUUAAUGAUAACCAACUUAUUUGGAAUCUCCAUGGAGCUUGGCUGCUUCUUAGCUGGUGCAAUACUCAGCACUCAGGGACACUCAUUGGUGGAUGAGAUACAGCAUCUAGUCGAACCGCUCAAAGACUUCUUUGCUGCAUUAUUCUUUGCAUCUAUUGGAUUGCAUGUUUUUCCAACAUUUGUUCUUUAUGAGCUUAGUAUCCUGCUCAGUCUAACAUUUAUGGUAGUUAUAAUCAAGUGCCUGACUGGUGUAUUAGUCUUGGGAAUUCUCCUUCCCUCUACAAGUUCCAACAUUAAAUGGAUUGUAGCAUCAGGCCUUGCACAAGUCAGCGAGUUCUCUUUUGUGCUUGGUAGCAGGGCCAGGCGAUUAGGAAUCUUGUCUAGAGAGGUUUACUUGUUAAUACUAAGCAUAACCACCCUCAGUCUGCUCUUAGCACCUUUUCUGUGGCGCCUGUCGACAUACCGCUUCCGGCGUUCUCUACACCGUUCCAUUAUCGUACGCUAGUGUGGAUCAAGAUUAGCAAUACACCAUGUACAAUAGCUGCCGUAAGCUAUAGAAAAGCUUGUUUGCGGUGGCUUAUCUGGUUAAAUUCACUAUGAGUAUGUGCUCUGAACCUGGAUGACUUUGUCUUUUCUUGGUUUCAGCUGUCUUGAAUAGUACACCAUCUUUUCAGAGAAGGUGCAUGCUAAGUUUCUAGUACUGUGUACAAACCAUUAAGUGAGAAUUUUUUAUACCUUGUUUUUAGCAAACUUUUUUUUUAAAGAUCAUCGGAGGAGUUUCCUUAAGUCUAGUUUCCUUAAACUUGCUACACUGUUGCUACACUGUCGCUACAGUGUUUCCAGUGCAAUAGUUGUACUGUGUAGCAGUGUACCAGUGUUCCCCGAUUCAACCGACCAAUCAGCAUCACCAAAAUCUGUUGGUGAUAGGGUGUAGCAAAUGUAUGGAAACCAAGCUUGAUUUGAGCAAAUGGUUUUUCCAAAAAUAUCCAGAUGGAGCAGAAAGUAAAACUAAAAUUUUAUUGGUAAAUGUAAACAGUGUAAUAAUGAGGUUGAUAAAUGUUUUAAAUUUUUAUAAUUAAGGAAGAAAUAUUAUUUUUUGGGAGAUUUCAAUGCAACGGUGGGCCUAAUAAAAAAAAUUUUUAAAUCAACAUUAUUGGCAAUCAAUUCAAUAUAACAAGUUAUAAAACAUGUUGCCUUAUGUGUGCUGGUUGAGUUCUCCAUCAGAUUGCAUCCAUUCAUUCUUUUAUUUUUGUUACAGUGCAUGUCUCCCUCCAAUUAAAGACCACUUUUCUGUGGUCCCAAAUUUACAAAUGUCUUUUAUUUUUAUUAUUCUAAUUAGAGACCAAAAAUGCUAAAGACCAUGAAAUCCCCGGUUGUCAUAGUCUCAAGAUGCAUUGGCAGACUCAAGGGGAGCCCCUCCCCCCCCUAAUUUUUUUCAAAAUUAUGAAAAAAAUUGAAAAAAGAAAAAAACAUAUUAUACAAAUUUAAGACUGAGAGUGCCAUUUCCAGCCAUCUAGAGGUACUGUACCGUAAUCAUAAAUCUUCUUUCCUCAGCGCCAGCCAUGGUGGGGGUGAGGCGCUAUAGACCCUUCAUCUGUGAAACUCUCUCCCUGGGCCCCUUCAUUUCGAAAUCAUAUAUCCCCCACUGAGAUAUUUUCGUUUCCUUUUAUGUAAGCUGGCAAUGUGUUCCAAUUGACUUAUCUAUUUAAAGCAUUUAUUUUUCUUUACACCUUUGUAUACUGGAAUAGUGACAGCUCAGUCAACAUUAUAUAUUUCUAAAAACUGUAAAAAAGCAAUAAUGUCAUUCUAAAUAAUGAAAAUAGUGUGGAUUGAGGUAUUGUAGUAUUUGAAUUAUUUACACUUACUUGACAAGAGACAGAAUCAGAUACUUCCAAUUUUUUUUUUAUUGUUGCUGAAUAACUGUGCAAUACUGUUUUUUACAUACUGAAAUGUUUGGUUAUAUUUAGAUUUUAAAAAUAUUAAUAAACAAUUUCUAUGCAUAAUGUAUAAUUUGUUUUUCUAUGCUAUAUAAUAGUUUGAUUUUAUGACAUAAAAUAAUAAAUAGUCUUAUAAGUAUUAUAUCAAAAAUGUAUAUAAACAAAACAGCAUUUUAUGCGGUAUUGCACAUCUUCCAAUAAUUACUGUAAUCCAAUAAGAUCUAAAUCAAGUGUAGUAAUUCUGUCAGGCAUGCAUCCAGUGGGAUCCGUGCCUGACGUGCCCCCCGUUUUGUCACUGAAUUUUAAAAUCGCAAUGUAUAUCAAUGCUACUCGCUUAUCUAUUCUGAAAAUGUUGUGCCUCCCUUCACCCCUUCCCGUUUGAGAAUUUCUGGAUCUGCCCCUGUCUGUUAUGAUGAUAUGCAUACAUAUUAUAAUAAUUGUAACAUUCCGUAUUUUUUAUUUAUUAUGUAAAUUUUACUUAAAUAUAAUUAUAGAAUCUGUAAUGAAUUUGGCAACUGACUUAAUAAUAAAUUGUAUAUUUAAAACAUAACCUGGUAGAAUGACAUUUGAUGGGCUAUUAAAGUGAAUAACUCUGUUGUUGAAGAUACUUAAAAUAUUACAAGACCUUAAUUUAUACAGCAUUAGGCCAACAAAACAUGUCUGUCAUUGAGAUUUUUUCUUGACAUAAUUGUUUUGUCUACAGUGUCAAUCAAUCUUUACAACUCAGCAACAAGAACAUAUUAUUUAAUAGGCAUAUGGCCUCCAGGAAUAUGAGCAGCUCUUACAAACACGUUUACGUUGUGUGAUGCCUGUCAUUUAUAGGCAGCUUGAAGGAGGAAUAAUAGGUGUUUAUUCAUCCAUUUUUAUUUCAGAGUUUUAAAUCAAUAGAACAACAAAAAAAAAAAAAACAGAACAAGGCGAUCAAAAGCACAAGAAAAAGUAGAUAAACACAAUUUGCUGUAUCCACUGUACACAAAAGCAUUUCAAGUCAGUACAUGAUAUUCACAGUGUAUGGCACAAUACGCUGUGAUUUUCUAUAUACAUGGAUGUGAUGAGACAUGUUCAUGCCCAUUAUAUAGGUUUGAUAUGCUCAUACAGUUUCUAUAAAUAUUGCAAAAUGACAUAAUAUAGGCCUAUAUUGGUAAAUCACACACACUUGUGUGGAUUGGAACAUUGGUGUUAGAACUGUAUUAGAAUUUUUGUUUACCAAUAAUUAUUUAUUUAACUGUUUAUCUCAUGUAUAUUUAUGGAUGGUUCUACAUUAAGUACAACAUAUGUCAGAAUUUUAUUUUUUCUUUUUCAUUUAUUUAAAAAAAAUAAAGUUGUAUAUUGUAUCUUGCAACAUUGAUAGUCUUUAUCAAAUGUUUUAAUAGUUUUCCUAUUCAUAUUUUUUGUGGUUUAUGGUAUUGGUUUUAUUUUUUCAAGUAUGUUUAUAAUAUAGAUAUGGUAGAUAAGCCCUACUGUAUUAGGACAAACUAAGGUGUAGCGUGAUUUAAUUUGGUUUUACUUAAUAGUCCUAUGUAAUAUUCCAAUGCGGUUUUUACUUCAAAAUGUGCUAUUUUAGUUAUUUACAAUACCUCAUUACCUAGUAUAUAAUCGUGAAACAAGUAUAUAAAUAUGUGGGGUUUUUAUCCAACUAAUUUAUAAUUAGAACCUACUUGCAUUAGAUAUUUUUUAGGAAAGAUUGAAUUAUUGUGAUCUGCGUUUUCUGCAUUUCACAGACCAAGGAGUCAGAAAGUGAUAUCUGGUGUUAUAAAUUUAUUUGGCCUCAUA